Messenger RNA from Cottoperca gobio, 4026 nucleotides. Its product is annotated as BRD4-interacting chromatin-remodeling complex-associated protein. Gene Ontology annotation, cellular component: SWI/SNF complex. Lineage: Eukaryota; Metazoa; Chordata; Actinopteri; Perciformes; Bovichtidae. The record is from RefSeq and is a predicted model, not a curated record. Gene Ontology annotation, biological process: positive regulation of DNA-templated transcription.
AUGGAGGAUGAAGAUGGGACUUGUCUACUUGAUGUUUUGUGUGACCCCCAAGCCCUGAACGACUUCCUUCAUGGGACCAACGAGCUGCAGACUGAAGACCUGCUCAUUAACUCCUGCUCUGGGGAGCCGUCCCUCUUCACAGACGCCCCGAGCCCUGGCUCUCUGCUGGGAGAUGGCAGGGAUUCCCCAAGCACGCCUCCACCGGGGUGUGUGGAUCUGUCCUUCCUGGAGGAGGCCCUCCUGUCAUCGCCCGAGGGUGGAGAAGACCCAGAGGUGGAUCAGGGUGGGACGCCCGUGGAGGCUGGAUUUGAGGCGAAGAAGGGAGACGUGGAGGAGGCCGAGGUGGCGUGUGACAUCCUGCAGCAGAGCCUGCAGGAGGCGGAGAUCACAGAGCAGACCAUGGCUCUGGAGGCAGGUCUGGCCCAACCUGGGGACAGUCUGUCGCUGUACUCACCCGCCCCGCUCCUCUCUCCACCCACCGUGCCAUUCAUACCCAAGUCUGUGGCGUUGCCCAGAGACACCCAGGCAGCGGUGGAGCCUCCCCAGCCCUCCCUCCUGGCUGUCGGGCCAGGCUGCCCUUCUCUGAAACCUGCAGCUCCUCCUCAGCUGAUGGGGCUCCUGCCUGGAAACGUGUUCCCUGCCGCUUCUCCAGAGACGACCUUCUCUCUGAGUCCGGCCCAGGCAGCCAGUAUGAUCAUCCACAAAGCUGUUCCCAGUGUGACCAGCCGUCCUCUCAUCACCCCGACCCUGAGAACAGCGGCGGUGCCGGGCAUCGUCCUGCAGCGAUCCCCACUACCCAUCCAACCCAAGCUGCCCAUCAGCAUUCAGCCCAGACUGGUUCAAAUCAGCCCCAAGCCUUCUGUGCAGAAACACCCUCCAGGUCUUACGUUUGUCCCUGGGACCGCCUCACCAAAUAUCUUACUCUCCCAACCUCCGGGCCAAAAGCCUUCAGCUCCUCCGCCGCAGCCCGCCCAGCAGCUCCACAAGCAGCUCAGCCUGCAGCUCGUCAACCAGGGCGGCUCCUUCGUGCUCCAGCCUCAAGGACUCUUCCAAGGCCAAAACCAGUUCCUUCUUCCAGGCCAGUCCCCCGUUACGAUCUCCCAGCCCGCCGGUGCAGCUCGACCGCUGUUGACCCCCGGUCACCGCGGCCCGUCGCUCCACAGCAUGAACCCGUCCACCGGGCAGCUCGUGGAAGGCUCUCAGAUCCUAACGGUGCCCCAGAGGCAGCUGAACUUCAGCCCCGUCUUCACCACGCCUUCAGGGCAGCUCGCGCUCCGCCAGGCCACUGUGCUGUCAGGACCUUUGCAGCUACAGUCGGCGCCCCCUACUGUCUUCCAGAUGCCGGCGCAGCUGGCCGGAACCUACACUGCAGGCGGGCAGGGGCAGCGCACCACCCUGGUCCACAGUCCCGCUCUUGGAAACCACAUCACCCUGAUCAACAGCUCCGGGGUGCUCCCCCCAGAUCUCACUUCCAUCUCCAUCGUUAACGGCCCCUCGGUAGUGCAGGGGCUUCCCUUCGCUGCCCGGGCCCCGGCUCCUCAGGCAGGACUGACGGAGGGACAGCUGAGCCUCCAGCAGGCCUCCGUGGUGCUGCUGCCAGACAGAGUCCUUCAGGACGAGAGGACGAGCCCAGAGACGUUCCAGCAGCUUCCACAGCCGUUUGGACGCGUCCUGCAGCACGUCUCGCUGCGUCCCCCCCCUGCAGUGCUGGGGCCCUCCUCUCCUCCUGGAGUCACAGUCCUGCUGCCCCCCCCUGAACCCCCCCGGCCUCCUGACCCGGCCGUGGAGGUCCCUGAACUUCUGAUGCCCCCGGCAGACGUGACCCCGGCGGCGGCGGAGGAGGUGACCCCCUCCAGGAGUCACAACGAGGCCUUUAUGCAACAUCUGCAACAGCAAACACUCGGCUCUCCCAUCACAUGCGAGCUGCUGGCUGCAGCGCUGGAGCCACUCGCCCCCCCGGAGGCCAAUGAGAGAGAGACUCAUCCUCAGACUCAUGCAGGUUCCGGGCAGGACGCUGCCGCCGUGAUGUCCGGCCAGCGUGCGGACGCCUCUCCGCUUCCCUCAGACCCAGAGGACACGCCUCUGAUGUGCCCCCCCCCUCCCAUUCAGGUCUCAGAGAGAGCAGCUCCGACCAGCUUCUCCCCUCAGACUCUGUCCGAUCGUUCAGCCCCACAGCCUCACCUCGAGCCCCAGCUCCAGCUCCCUCCCCAGCUCCAGCUCCCUCCCCAGCUUCAGGUCCAGGUCCCUCACCAGCUCCAGGUCUCUCCCCAGCUCCAGCUCCCUCCCCAGCUCCAGCUCCAGCUCCCUCCCCAGCUCCAGGUUCAGAUCCCUCCCCAGCUCCAGCUCCCUCCCCAGCUCCAGGUCCCUCCCCAGCUCCAGCUCCAGGUCCCGUCGUUCGUCCCCCAGCCGGCGUCCUCCUCGGUCUGCGCUUCAGUCCACAGCAGCCCCCCCCCUCCGCCUGAUCCCUCGGCCGCGUCUGAAAGUCUCUCCAGAGGAGGGCCCCCCCCCGCUGUCCCACAGCACACAGCACACAAGCCGACAGCUGCCUUGUUCGUGGAGAGCGAAGCGUUCGCCCUCGAUGUCCAGCCGCCCUCUCCCGCAGCACAGGGUGUCCAGGAGCACGGGCCCCCGGCGCCCGCAGAGCGCGGCCCCAUACGGAUGAGCCGGCACGCCGGCUGCAAGCCUGCCGGACCCCCGGAGCCGAGAGAGGAGAUGCUCUCGCCAGCAACACGCCAUCACAGGUUCCAGCAGCAGAUCUGUUCCGACCACGCGGCCGUGCAGACGUCCUUCACCGGCCCGGCCUUCCCCGGCCUGAAGGACGCCGUGAGGCGCCUGCUGCCCUACCAUUCCUGCUCCGGUCACCUGCCCACUCAGGAGGACUUCAACUUAGUGGAUCAGGAGUUCGACAGCGUGUCCGGUUUCCUGCUGAAGCGCACCAAAGAUAUGGUGAACAAAUACAGACAGCUGCUGGUGAGAGAAGCUCAGCAGGAGAGUCCGUCGGCAGAGAUGGUGAUGCUGGAGCGUCUCUUCCUGCAGGCCGAGCGAUGCGCUUUAGUGGAGGAUAGACGGAGAGUCCGCAGAGACCCAGAGUCCUUUAUGUCGGCCUUGGCUACAUCAGCGUCUUCCCCGCACAGAGCCCGGUCCUCCGGCAGCCCCUCGUCUCCCCCGGCCUGGACCAGACUCUCCGACCGGCCCCCGGGGCUGAAGACGUACCGCUCCAGCUCCCGCGGCGCUCUCAGGCUCACCAUCAAGCAGGAGUCCGGCUCCCGUAAGGUCGUCCACAACUCGGCCUGCGACCCGGGACUCAAGAGGGACCACACGGGGCAGCUGACCAACGGGGGCGGAGCUCCGAGCGAACGCCACUCUCAGGCCCCCAACGGAGCGCCCCCGCAUCCUCAGCAGGACGAGGAGAUCCCCAACGGAGCCCCCGCUGUGGAGGACGUCCCACAGGCGGCACCCGAUUCCAAAAUAAAAGCCCCAAACCCUCUUUCUAUGCCGCAGGUUUGUUGCUUCGAGUUGCCUCCCAGAGAUGUCAGCGCCCCGAAACUGAAAUGCUACAGGUCGGAGGCAACGCCUCGGCCGGAGCGGCGCUUCAGCCCGCCGCCCCCCCCCCCUCCAGAGGACAACAUGCUCAGUGAACAUCUGCAGAGCGCCAUCGACAGCAUCCUGGAGCUGCAGCGCCUGCAGGGCCCCUCUGCGGCCCCGGGCAGGGCCGCGUCGGGCCCCUCGCUGGACCAGGCUGUCACCAGCAUCCUGGAGGGACACCUGUGAGGUAAUGUCCACACAGGACACGCUAAAGGAAGUGCGACUUCUUCUACGUUCCCACUUUUGCGUCUGGCUUCAGAGAUUACUUUUUAAGGAACUGAUUGUGUGAGAAACCAAGAGGCACUAAAGAGAUGCAGCCCCCGUCGUCUCUGUGGAUACUUCAUGUUCACGUACGUUUGUGGAAAACAUAAUCUAUUUGAAUAGGAGCUAUAUUGUUUCAGUGGUAGUGACGUCAUCCAGAGGUUUACGACACUACUGUGA